UAUCGAUUAGUUAUAACACUCUGUCAUCAACGCAGAUACAGACGCUAUAACUGUUACUGAUUAAGUGAUUAUUUUGGAAAUUUUCGCCUUUGUUUUAUUUUUUCAACGGAAAACGAUCGCAAAAUAUGUUUUAGCAAUUGGAAAUUUCAAUGGCGUAACUACACAUUAGAUAUACUUGCCACCACAUUUACACAAAAAUAGUUUCUGCUUAUAUUCUAAUUUUGUGUGCUCUGCAUUUGGUGCGUAUAUUAUUGAAGAGGUUUUAAUGAAGGAAAUUUUUCUGCCUAUUUCCAACAUCUUGUAGAUUGUUAUGAUAGCCAAAAGCAUGGCCAAAAGGUAUAAAUGAAGCAGCGUCUAUCUUUCUACUUCUAGUUCUGAAGAGGAAAUCCCUACGUCAGAAAUUCAUAUACAUGCUUGGAUACUUCCACUAUAUUCAAGGUUACUUCCAUUUACGAUUCCAAUUUUAUUUAGAAAUAACCAGAACACUAAGUUUAUUGUUUCUUACUGGUAUUUCAAAUUUUGUGCUUCUUCCAAGGGUAGUUUAAGUCUUCUUUAAGUCUAACUUAGUCAACGGUAGUUUAAGUUGACAUUGUAAUCUAAAAUGUCAAAGCGAAAGCAAAAGGAUGUUGUGAGACCGAGACAAAGAUCUAGAAGAGUUAGAACAUUUAUUGAAGAACAUAUGCAUUUAUUGGAAGAAGAAGUAAGUGAUGCGGUUGAUGAACCUAAUGAUGCGGUUGAUGAACCUAAUGAUGCAGUUGAUGGCAGAACUCUAAGUGUUGCUGAAGUAGAAAAUGUUAUCCCACUUGCUGUUUCCAUCGACGAUGUGUUAGGUAAUGAUGAUUUUCAUGAAACAAUGGCCGAUGGAGUUGAGAAUGAUGAUCAUCAUUCCAUCCAUUCAUCCAUCCAUAGCAGUUCAGAAUCUGAUGUUAACUUUCUUGAAGAAGUCGAUUCGGAUUCCGAAACUUUUUCGGACUUGGACUUUGAUUUUUGUAAAGCUCCGAAUUUUGAUGAAAACUUAGUUGAUGAUGUAGAUGAUUGGAAAGUAGAUUCGGACAUUGACAACGAUUUAAACGCAAUCGACAACCAGAAUUUAUUUAAAAGACGCCUUUGUCAUUGGGCAGUAGAUUCGAAUGUAGCGAGGGAAAGCGUCAAUAAGCUCUUACAAGUUUUGAGAACCGACCCUUCUAAUUCUUUUCUACCUAAAACGUACAAAACUUUGCUAGGCACUCCUCGAAAAGUUCAUGUGAUUGCUGUAAGCCCGGGAUUUUAUUACGGGUUUACUAUUUUGGAUGGGAUCGUAUGUUCUUUAAAUUCAAUUAACGCUACAUUUCCUUCGAACAGUCAUGAACUCAAGAUGUUAGUUGGUUGUGAUGGGACGUCAUUUGGAAAGAGCACAAAUAGUCAGUUGUGGCCUAUACUUGGUAAAGUUUGCAUGGACGGAGCGCAAUGUUUUGACAUUGGUUUUUAUCAUGGGCACGCAAAGCCAGAUGAUAUAAAUUCUUAUCUGAAACAUUUUUGUGACGAAAUUUCUAAAUUAAUGAACGAGGGUUUUCAAUUCAAGGGGUGUCACAUUAAAAUUAGAGUAGAAUCUUUUUGUUGCGACGCUCCCGCUUGUAGUUUUAUUUAAAAUGUCAAGCCUUGUGGAGCGUAUUAUGGGUGCAUGAAAUGCGAAGUUGAAGGUGUUUAUGUACGGAACAAAUCUGGCAAAGGCGGUAGGGUAACCUAUCCCGAAAUAGAUGCGAUAUUGAGAACUGACGAAUCUUUUCGUGAUCGAGAUCAAAUUAAUCAUCAUAGUGGAUUUUCUAAUUUGGAAAAUUUGUCGAUCAAUAUGGUUGACGACUUUUGCAUAGAUCCAAUGCAUCUUGUUUUCUUGGGAGUUACGCGUAAAUUGUUAUACAUUUGGGUGCAUGGAAGAAAGAGCAUGAAAGCAAGGUUGUCUUGGCAACAAAUGAAUGAAAUCUCAAAAAUUCUUUUGAGAAUUCAAUCAUUGAUUAGUGUGGAAUUUUCUCGAAAGACUCGAACGCUAAAUGAACUAUCUCGGUUUAAAGCUACCGAAUUCAGGUUACUUUUGCUUUAUAUUCUGCCAACAGUCUUAAAAAAUCGCCUUCCCGAUGAAGUUUACCAACAUUUCAUUUUGCUUCACGUCGCGAUCAGAAUUCUGUCUUGCAAACGAAGCGUGGAAGAAGAAGCCAACAUUGACUAUGCACACAGUCACUUGACUCUGUUUAUUCAGAAGUCUGUCAGCAUUUACGGAGAUCAAUUUCUUAGUUAUAAUGUUCAUAAUCUUAUUCACUUGGGAAAUGAAUGCAACAGACUUGGAGCACUUGAAAUGUUUAGCUGCUUUUCUUUUGAAAACCACAUUGGUAAACUUAAAAAUUUGGUUCGCAAGAGCGCGAAACCCCUUCAACAAAUUGUGAAUCGUGUAAUGGAAUUGCGCUCCAAUCUCCCGGUUCAAAAAAAAUCAACAAAUCCAAAUUUAAUCAAAGUUAUUUACGAACAUAACAAUGGGCCAAUGAUUCAUGGCCUACGUGGGCAGCAAUUUGAAAGGGUAAUUUUUCAAAAAUUGAGAUUUAGUUGUAAAAGCCCAGACAACUGUGUGGUAACUGAUGAUGAUUCUGUAAUUUUGAUUGAAAAUUUUGUUGAAAACAGAGAAGGAGAAGUAUAUUUCAUUGGAAGAAAAUUUAUGAAUUCUGAGAAUCUUUACAAUCUUAAUGGAUUAGAUUCGAAAACAAUAGGCACACAAAUUGUUAACACACUUUCGAACAAUCUAGAAUUUUGGCAAUUAAAUUCCAUUUCUUUCAAUGCUAUGAAAAUUCCUGUAAUUCAUGAUAUUCCACAGUCUCCAAAAAGUUUUGGCAUUGUUUCAAUAAUGAAUUUUGAUGCAGAAAACUAAAUAUUACUAAGUAAAAUGCAGGCAGAAGCCAUGGAUUCUCCCAAAGAAAUUGUCCCCAUAUAGCUGCAAAAUGGAAGCUAUUUAUGCUCAAAAUAAUCUCCAAUUAAUUCAGAAUAAUUUUCAAAUCAAAUCAC
Molecule: messenger RNA, 3027 nt
Organism: Daphnia magna
Lineage: Eukaryota; Metazoa; Arthropoda; Branchiopoda; Diplostraca; Daphniidae
Exons: 4
Coding region: 1661-2893 (410 amino acids)
Source: RefSeq, a predicted model, not a curated record